This is a messenger RNA of Knipowitschia caucasica, 954 nucleotides long. NCBI's taxonomy places the organism in Eukaryota, Metazoa, Chordata, Actinopteri, Gobiiformes, Gobiidae. The record is from the annotation of a GenBank genome assembly.
AUGGGGGAUAAAGAGUCUGUCCGAACUAGGGGUAAACGGAAAACAGCCGGGAUAAAUGUUGUGGGGCCUGACGUGUCUCCGGCCCGCUCACCAGAACUGGAGCGCUCUGGUUCGCGGAGCGAGACAGAUGAUAGCGACGCUCACGACACACCGUUGACUGAAGCAACUCUUAUUAAAGCACUCGAGAGCUUGAAGAGGGAUAUUUGUGAAACGCUCGAUUCUAAAAUUGACACUGUCGCUCUCUCACUAAGGUCUGAGAUAUCCUCUGUUAAAGCUGAAUUUAAAGGCACCAUUCAGAGCCUCCAGGCCACCGUGAAUGCUCAGGGAGCCACUAUUACAGAUCUGGAACUAUCGGCAACUACUUGCAGUGAUGAUGUGUCCUCUCUCAAAACCUCUCUUGCUGCUUUGAAAGGCGAAGUAAUGCAUUUACAGGCAAAAUGUGAGGACCUGGAGGGAAGAUCCAGGCGUAAUAAUAUCCGCCUGAUUGGUUUACCCGAGGAGCAGGAGACGUCCAAUCCCAGAGAGUUUGUUUCAAAGCUUCUUCAGGAUCUUCUGAAAUUGGACGAUGCACCUCUACUAGAUCGGGUCCACAGAUCCUUGGGCGAGAAGCCAAAGCCAGGAGUCCCGCCACGGCCUUUGAUCAUUAGAGUGCAUUUUUUUCACCUGAAGGAGCAGAUACUGCGCUGUGCUGGGACUAAUGCACCUCUCCUCUACCAAGGCAAAAGGCUCUCCAUCUUCCCAGACUUCACCUCUGCAGUUGCAAAAAAGCGCUCACAGUUUACUACUGCAAAGCGUCUUCUGCGCUCAUGUGCUGGUGUUAAGUAUGGCCUGUUUUAUCCUGCCGAGUUGAGGAUCACACUUCCAGAUGGAGUGGUGCGUAAGUUUUCUGACCCAAAAGCUGCCACUGACUUUAUUGAUAAGAUCUUGGGGGACGCUAGUGCCCUUUCGGAUUAA